UGCGGUUAUCUGUGCAUCUUGUACAGCUCUGGUCUCAGCUCUGAGUCAAUUUCCCAGGGAAGGAACUCUGCCUGUAACUACCAAAAAACAAACAAAAAAAUCAUCAAAACCACUCACGCUUCCGAAUCCUCUGAUUUCCUAGUGGAUUUUCAAUCCGGGCUCAGCAAUCAAAGUCGUCCAGGGACACUGCCAGCUGAGGUCUGUUUUGACCGAGACUUUUUGCCUCCCUCUCCUUUGCAAUAUUUUCCUGCCUCAUUUUUGUUUUCCUUCUGACUGAAACUUUACAGUGUGCGUUGCUGCAGCUGCAAGUCCUGGCAGAGCCGAGGCGAUCGCUUGCUACUCAGCACAAAACUUUGUUACUCAGUGGUAUUUUGAUUUUUUUUUAAGACUAACGAGCCCGUGGCUGGCGCUGCUCGUGUGGGUUAAGAAUAAAACAGCUGGCUUUUUUAUAUCUCUAUAUAUAGAUUUAUUGAUGAUCACAAAUGUUAGCUGUGGGGCAGAUGGAUACUAAUCGCCAGAGUGCAUUUGUUCUGAGCAGUACACCGCUGGCUGCUCUGCAUAACAUGGCUGAAAUGAAGACGUCGCUAUUCCCCUACACCCUGCAGAAUCCCUCCAGCUUCAAAGCACCAGCCCUGGGCGGACUGAACACACAGAUCCCCUUAGGGACGCCGCACGGAAUAAGCGACAUCCUGGGGAGACCUGUUGGAACCACCAGCAAUCUCCUCACCGGGCUGCCCCGGAUUAAUGGACUGGCUACCUCAGCAGGGAUGUAUUUUAACCCCGCAGCUGUGUCCAGGUACCCAAAGCCCUUGGCAGAGCUGCCUGGGCGACCUCCAAUCUUCUGGCCGGGAGUUAUGCAGGGAUCUCCCUGGAGAGAUCCGAGAAUCGCCUGUCCUGCCCAGACUGGAAUGGUUCUGGACAAAGACGGAAAGAAGAAACACUCAAGACCAACUUUCUCAGGACAGCAGAUUUUUGCUUUGGAGAAAACGUUUGAACAAACUAAAUACUUGGCAGGACCUGAGAGAGCUCGUCUGGCCUAUUCGUUAGGAAUGACAGAAAGUCAAGUUAAGGUGUGGUUCCAGAACAGAAGGACGAAAUGGAGAAAGAGGCACGCCGCAGAAAUGGCCUCCGCUAAGAAAAAACACGAUUCAGAGACAGAGAAGCUGAAGGAGAGCUCAGAUAAUGAGGACGAUGAUGAAUAUAACAAACCUCUGGACCCCAACUCAGACGAUGAAAAAAUCACGAGGUUAUUGAAAAAGCACAAAUCCACAAAUUUAGCCCUUAUCAGCCCCUGCAGUAACAACUCGGAUACUUUGUGAUAAAGGGCGAGAGACCCUAGCCAACAAGACUGACUGCUCCCUAAGGCGCUUUAUAAAAGCUGAAAUAACCAGGGUAUAAAACAUUAUAAAGAAGAAUUGUAACUGGAUGUUUAAAAGUGAUGUGUUGUACAGCCUAAGAUGUAUGUGAAAUGUAUAUAUUUUUUACAGAAUAAGUUAUGAAAUUAUCUUCCUUCUCAUUGAUGUAAAUUGCAGAGGAAUCUUUCCAACGUUCCUUUAUUUCUUUUUUAACUUUCUCCGCUCUCCCCCCUACUUUCUUGCCAAUUUCCUGCUCUAACAAUCAGAUUUUGUUACUGUUUUGUAUGGAUCACCGACUGCAGCUCAGCCACUUUGUAUAUAGGAAAUUUCAGAUUUUUGUGAUGUAUAUUUCUAGUGUAAAAAUGGCUCUUUUAUUUCACCCCUCCCCUCUCAUUGAGCGUUUUGGCAGUUUUAGUUUCUUCCUCUCUACGGAUUUUAUGCUCUAUUACAUCAGAAAAACAACCAAAAAGACAGACAAAGCUGGACACUUGCUUUUAAAUUGGAUUAAAACUAUUGCCUCCACGUCGGUUGGAAAGACUUUGUAUAAAUCAAUAAAUUAUUUAACAAGCUUCUCCUUUA
Caretta caretta (loggerhead turtle) is the source of this 1934-nucleotide messenger RNA. It is a transcript of the gene NKX6-2, whose product is annotated as NK6 homeobox 2. Gene Ontology annotation, biological process: regulation of transcription by RNA polymerase II; cell differentiation. The record is from RefSeq and is a predicted model, not a curated record. Gene Ontology annotation, molecular function: DNA-binding transcription factor activity, RNA polymerase II-specific; RNA polymerase II cis-regulatory region sequence-specific DNA binding. NCBI's taxonomy places the organism in Eukaryota, Metazoa, Chordata, Testudines, Cheloniidae. Gene Ontology annotation, cellular component: nucleus.